Messenger RNA from Drosophila ananassae, 8102 nucleotides. RefSeq names its product BAI1-associated protein 3 (gene unc-13-4A). The record is from RefSeq and is a predicted model, not a curated record. NCBI's taxonomy places the organism in Eukaryota, Metazoa, Arthropoda, Insecta, Diptera, Drosophilidae. The coding region runs from base 1065 to 5174 and encodes 1369 amino acids. The transcript has 13 exons.
CUCGCUUUUAAGGAUAGCACAGGAGCAGGAGCAGCAGCAGUAGUAGUAGCAGUAGCAACAAUGCGAUAGAUGCACGGACUUAUAAGGUGAAACGCGAAACUGGAGCAGCUCAGUUCGCUGUUGGCAGGCGUCGCUGAAGGUAGUUCUGAAUACUGGAUACUGGAUACUGGACACAGGAGCCAUUCGAGCCAGAAGCCGAAAGGGAGCACUUUUUUCAAGACAAUUUAAGUGACAAAACCGUCGGGGCUGACCAGCCAACCAGCCAGGACCAGAUCCUCAAAAAAUCCUCAUCCGAAAUGUGAAAGUGUGUGCGCGUCGCAAAACAAAAAAAACGAAUUCGUGCAGUCCGAGGAGCUGAAGUGAGACGCGACCAAACUAAACCAAAUUAAAUAAAAGUUAAUUGAGAGAGCCUUGGACAUGCCCCAUUAAAUAUGCUUCUCGAUGUUUUGUUCAAGUUGGAACGGAAGGCGAAAAACGAAAAGUGCACAACCGAGCAUUAUGCCAAAAUAGAAAUCACAAAAAUAUUCCCCCAAAAAGACCACUAAAAAUACAGAGAUAUAGUGAGAGAGAAGCCUCUAAGGAUAGAAGGAUCAACUUUUAGUGAAAUUUGCAUCCAAUUUAUGCAGUCAUAAAAGUUAAAGGAGCACUAGUUGACCAGACCAGUCGCAGCAUUAGAGGACGUGCCAGGCAUGCCAACCGCCAAAAGGAGCAUGAUGUAGUAGACAAGGACUCAUCCAGCCAGUCAGCCACCAGCCACCAGCCGCCAGCCACCAGCCACCUAGCCAGUCGGCAAGGACAUCUUGCCUCUCUUGUGUUGAUGAUGCGACAUUGCCAUCGACUUGUUUGCGUUUGCGAGCCGUGAUAAGCAAACUGGAGGCAGGACUAAGGACCAAGGACCCCGCACCAAUUUACUUAAUCUGGCGAGAACAUAACGAAUUGCGUAGCCAAAUCCCGGCUAGCGAGUUUCCAAGUGAUUAAUUUCGACAACAAAACAACCAGGACUUGAGCCAAUUACGAGCCAGCGAUAAGGACGGAAUCGAAACGGAGCACCGCCAGAUGCCGCCAUGAGUUUCCUCAGCUCCAUGCAGCAGUAUGUCACGAGUGGCAUCUCCAGUCUGGGUCUCGGCAACCGCCGAUUCUCCCUCUCCCGCCAGGAGUCCUCCGAGCAGCAAUCUGGCUCCUCCGCUGGCGGCCCAGCUUCCUCCACUCAGCAGCAGCAGCAGUCGGGGUUUCCGCAGCAACAUCCGCAGCUGUUGCAGACACAGCUGUCGCAGCAACAGUUGCUGCAGCAGCAACAGCAGCAAGUACCGCACGGCCAUGCCCCAUUGCAGCAACAGGCGAGCAUUGGCAGCGGCCUGGGAGUUUAUGGAGCGCCCGCCGCACCCACUGGGGGCGUGGCACCAACAGCCAGCGGCAGUAAUUAUCCUUCAGGCGGCGUGGUAAUCGGCAAUCCGAAUGCCACCAAUCCAUUACUGGGUUACCCAAAAAUACCGGGUGGCAAUCCCGGCACCGUCGGCGGCAAUCCCUCUGCAUCCGGUUCCGGUGGAGGCGGAGGCGGCACGCCCCAAUCCCGCCGCCAGUCGAGGGCCCUUGAGUGCCUGGCGCCGCCCCGCACCGGAUCCUUCAGGCAACGGAACUCGCCGCUGCACCAGCCGGACCCGCCGCCCCGUCCGCCGCUGGCCUUCUGCAAGCGCCGACUGAGCUGGCCGGAGGUCGACCCACGCUCCAAUUCCGGUGUUCAGGAAACGGAUGGCUCGUAUUUUGAGAAUUUUACAUCGCUCGGCUGGAAACGUGAAAAUCGUCGCAUGUCGGCCACGCGUGCCGCCGAAGCACGUGCCGAGGCUAAUCCCGAGAAUGAACGUGAUCCGCCGGCUACAGAGGAGUCCAUUGACCGCCACGAUGAGAAGGAGAAGCUCUACGUGGAGGUCCUGCACACGAUUGCAAAUACGGUGGGAGCACCUGCGCCCGGCGGACAGUUCGCCCAUUACAAGGACGAAAUGUAUCUGCACGCCCAGCGCGCCUUCGGUGUCAAUCCGGAUCGUCAUUAUCGACUCCUGCACGCCUCCGCUGAGGAUAAACCAAAGAUAAUCGUCCUCUCUGCGGUGGUAAUCGAAGCUGAUGGCCUCGAGGCGAAGGAUGCCAAUGGUUUCUCGGAUCCGUACUGCAUGCUGGGAAUACAGCCGGACGGAGACGCUUGUCCGCCCGUGUCGCCGCUGCCGCUGCCGCCGACGCCGCGCGCCCUCUCGGCGGACAUGAGUGGCGGGUUCGACAACAGCGCCACGGACUCGCCGCCGCACCGCAAGCACAGCUUCCGGCUGAGCUUCAAGCGGCGGGAUGGGGGAGCCGGACGGCGGGAGCAGCGCGACUCACUGGGCGGGCCGGUGCCGGCCAAGCUGAUCAAGGCGACCUCCAUCAAGCCGCACACCCUCACCCCCAAAUGGAACGAGAAGUUUAAAUUCGAUAUAGACGACAUAAAUACGGAUACCUUUCACCUGGACAUUUGGGACCACGAUGACGAAAGCUGCGUCAUGGACGCUGUGUCGCGACUGAACGAAGUCCGUGGUGUUCGCGGGCUGGGACGCUUCUUCAAGCAGGUCUGUCAGUCCGCCCGACAGGGAUCACAGGACGACUUCCUCGGCUCGGUGAACAUUCCACUCGCUGAGAUACCCUCCACCGGGCUGGAUGCCUGGUUCAAGCUGGAGGCCCGAAGUCAUCGAAGCACCGUGCAGGGCAGAAUCCGGCUCAAGCUGUGGCUCUCGACGCGAGAGGACCGGGGCAAUGUGGGCGAGGAGAACCACGAGAUGCAGAUCCACAAGAUUGAGCAGCUCCAGAAGGUCUUCAUGCAGCACGAGGUGACCACCCAUGAGCCCUCGUGGACCUGGUGCGGAGACCUCCCUGGUCCGGCUCUCACCAUACUCCAUCAGUUGGCCGUGCAGGCGGAUCUCUCGGACUUGCAUUGUGCCAUGGCAAGGUAUGUGGCUGCUGCCAAGUUGAAUCGUUCUACUCCCCUGGACCCGAAAUUCCUCCACCGGCUGCUCAGCGACGUGGAGAAGCAAUGGAAUCAGCCCAACCAGGAGCCACUGAGCCGGGAUCUGGAACAGUGGCUGGCGGAUGCUAUGAACGGAUUCGUGGAGCGCUCCCUGAACCAAAUACGCAGGCACAGGGACAUUUUCCCGGCCCUGAAUCCGCCCUCGCUGAUUCGCCUGGAAUUCCUACUCCGCUGCCUGGGUCUGCUCGGAUCGAUGCGAGCCUUCCGGGCCGUGUGUCCUUUCAACAAGGGUGUGCGGGGCGAGGUGGUGAAUGCUCUGCGCAAAGGAUCCGUGAUGUGGGGCCAGGCGGUGCUCCGAGAGUCGCAGAGCUUGCCCAAUCCAUUAUCGAAUUAUGUAACAACAUUAACGGCCGACAUUCAGCUGGGACAGACCUACUACCAUGCCCUAUUCGACAACACGAAUGGAAUUCAGUACUUCAGCAUCAUCUACAAGCAGUAUGACGCCAUGGUAGGUGACGAGGUGUACACCCGAAUGGCCGCCGGCCAGGUGCCCGGGGUGCGGAUGAACCUCUCCCAGUACGCCGUGCUCGAGGGUGAUGUCGAGCCGGUGGACACGAAGCCCUUUGAACUGUUCCUGGCCCUGCAGGAGUUCUGCCAACUGAAGCGCCACCUCUCCGCCCAGCCGCAGCCCCCGGAGAAGCCGCUGGCGCUGAGCAACAGCCACGAGUGGUUCAUACCCACCCUGGAGCGCUGGAUGAUGGUCAGCAAGGCGAAGGCGCUUCAAAGAAUCCGGGCUGCCAUACGCAUGGACGCCAUAUGCGAGGGCGAGCGGAUAGUGCGGUACAGUAGCUCCUCGGUGGAUACGGCCAGCACCCUGCUGAACAUCAAGGAGUUCUGGAAGGUUAUGAACUGGCCGGACGAGGACACGGCCAUCAUGCUAGAGUCGCAGCUGAUCGACGUGGUCUGCUCGGCGGCGAUGCACUACUGCGACCUGAUCCACACCGCCCUGGCGGACAGUGGCUACUACGAGCAGCAGGGUCCCUUCCGGUGCUCCGACGACAUGUGCGUCACCGUCAACAACGUGGAGUACGUGCGUCGCACCCUGGCGGAGUUCCGUUCCGAUGAACAGCCCCUCGAGGAGUCGGCCGACAAUCUGCUGGAGUCCAGCCUCACCCACAUGGAGAACCGCUGCGAGCGCAUCCUCUCCAAGCUAGCACCCCUCAUGCAGAUGUCCUUGCAGAAGGCCAUGUUCCAUUUGGCCUGGUCCCCCGACUCCCUGCCCGCCAAUCAGGCCAUAGUCCCGCUGCUGGAGUACCUGGACUGUCACCUGGCCGCUCUUAACAGUGCCAUGCUCACCAAGAACUUCAAUCGGUCGCUGCGCUUCAUCUGGAAGACCGUGCUGGGCGAGAUGUCGCGGCAGAUGGAGACGGGCGACGAGACGGACAAGCCCACGCACUUCCACAAGAGGCUAUACGAGGCCCUCCAGCUGCUGGUCGACUUCUUCCACGCCGAGGGCCAGGGCCUGCUGCUGGAGUGCCUCCACACGGAGGACUUCUGGCGCAUCGAGCAGCGCCUGCAGUUCCACAAAACGGACACCGACCGGCUCAUCGACAUGUUUUACAUGCAGCGCCUCCGGGAGCAACUGAUGGCGGUCAGUCCAGGUCCCUACGGAUCCUUGGCGGUGCGGGCCUACUUCAACCACGAUUCGCUGUGUGUGGAGGUCCUUCACGCCAGGGAUGUGGUGCCUCUGGAUCCGAAUGGUUUCAGCGAUCCGUUUGUGGUCAUAGAACUGCUUCCCCGAAGGAUCUUCCUGCACUGCAUGGAGCAGCAGACCAAUGUGCACAAGCGGACUUUGAAUCCCAUAUUCGAUGAAUGCUUUGAGUUCUCCGUGACCCUGGAGCAGUGUCUCACCGAAGGUGCCAUGAUCUGCUUCACGGUGAUGGACCACGACGUCCUGACGGCCAAUGACUUUGGCGGGGAGGCCUUCCUGGCCCUGGGAAACAUACCCGGAGUGGCUGACUACAGCACCAGCGUGGACAACUUCCACGGCCUGAAGCAGAUCGAGCUGCCACUGAUGCAGCAAUUGGAUAAGAGCAAUCCCAUUUUGCAAAUCCUCGAGGUGCGAAUCAACGACAAGCAGGCCCAGGACUUUGUGCGCAAGCAGAAGGCGCGACUUAUCAAUUGAUUUUUAGCAGGAUUUAGAUAAAAUGCUGGCAGAUGCAGGACUAAGGACUAGAGGACUAAGGGACAAUGGACAAGAGGAACCGUUUGUAAAACGUUGUGGUGUGGUGGGGAUCGAGCAAUGUAAUUGCAUCGACGUGACUUGAUAAAUUAACCAAAAGCUAUAUGUUGUAUCCAAAAACCAGCAUUGUAUGUAAUUGUACUUAAUCUAGUUGUUCGAAAAAGACUCCUCUCUUCAGUUUGUAAAUGUUAGCAAAAUCGAAUCGAAAUUCAAAUGGUGCAAAAAAAAAAAACAAAGAGUGGCUCUACACUUGAAGUUGCUUGAACAGAAUUACGGAUAAAUUUUAGGGACUUAUUAGAAGCCUAGCAUUGCUGAAAUUGUCACAAUUGGGCAAUCAAUGGAAUUAAAAACCAAAAUUAGCCAGCAAACUCUCAUGAGACAAGACACGAACAAAAAACUCAAGCUACCUACCAGAUGCGUUUUGAAGACUUUUACAAGAAACACUGACACUGGGAUUGCAACAUCUCGGGCGCCACAGAAAACAUAUAUACACAACACACAUUUUUUGGGUCAAUUUAAGAAUAAGAAUAUAUAUAUAUAUAUUGAAAGAUAUCAGAGCUAAAGCACCUUUUCUACUACUACUACUACAGCCAAAACAAAAAAACAAUCAAAAACUUGCGAAACUCCGAGCUUCUUUGACAAAAUCCCCCAGAAGAAACCCAGAGACACUGAAAACCAAACAUAAUCACAUCCCAGACAUGCAGAUGAUUGCUAUUUACAAUAUGAGAUAUAUAGAAUAUAUGUGUGUACAAUUUAUAUCACGCCCAAAGGACAGUGUAACUAAGUCUAAAGUAUAUUUGUAAACUAUUUUCUGAGCACAGAUUUUGUAUAAAUUUAUUAGACACGCGCUUGUCCCCCCAGAGAGGCAGCCUUCGGCUCUUUUGCUUAUACACGACUUAGGGCUUUACCCCACGUCUUAACCCCUGACACUCCUGACACCCUUAACCCCUUACUUUCGAACUUUGGUUUAGUUUUUUUGUCCCCCAAAAACCCACUAGAAGGUCUUGCUUCUAUUGUAAAUUUUGUACUAUAUACAAUGGUCUCUUUAAUGAAGGAACUCGAAACCUACUAUAUACACUCGAAUAUGCAGAUAGAUGUGUAUAUUAUAAAUAAUGAAUAAUGAAUUGUUGAAACUGUAACUCUUAACUGAAAACUUUGGCAAAAAUCAACUUUUUAUACCUUUCGUGGCGUGGCUGAGAUCGAUUUUUAAGAAAAGGGAAACUAACUACCAAAUAACAUAGAAGAAAUGCACAACAAAAGCAAGUAAAUCCAAGUCAAAUUACAACUAUUUUUAAAAUUUACACUCGACGCAAACUUUCAUGAUUGUUAAUUACGAUUACAAAAUGGAGUAUUAUGCAAACAAUAUAAUAUUUAAAAAUAUACAAAUAUAUAUGUGGAUAAAAAGAAUUAAUCGGUAACCAAACGAGCAUUUAGUUUGUAAGCUAAAGCAUUUUGUUUCGGAAUCUUUGCACAGCCUUUCUGAAGAGUCUACAAAUCUAUAUUUCUUAACUUUAGUUCAGUUCAAAGGUUAGUUUAUGGUUUAGUUAGUCUUUAACUUCGUUAGUCUGCCAUCGCCAAGACAUCGACAAUGAUUCAGCGACAAUCCUGGCCGCAAACCUAGAGACAAACAUCGAAGUAGUUCAUAACUUCUAAGUAUUGCUCCACCACUCUGAGUAUCUUCCAUUGGCACUCGAUAUUUCUUUUGUUUAUUUUGUAUAUUACUUCUACAGACUUCUAACCUGUCUCACCUGUCAACUGAUAUCUUCCAGACCUACUAUUGUGCAGUUAAAAAACGAGCAAACAAAAAAUAGUUAAAUAAUUAAAAAUACAAAUAUUAUAUGGUAUAUAUAGACAAGCAAGCAGAUAUGUGUACCUUUGAUAAUUUACUAUGUCGAAUAAAUAAAUUCAAAGACACCACACACAGGAUGCAAGGAUAUACAAAAUCAAAUUAAAUUAUUCAUGUUACUGGCACUAGCUAAAAAAUAUAUACGAAGCAAUCUGAGUAGGGUAAACAACUUAAAAUAAAUAACAAAAAACACAAAUAACACGAACCUGAUGAAGAAUGCGAAAAUUGGCCAAACAAAGAGACCAAACGCAUAUCCCAACCACAAAACACACAAAUACAAAUACCAAACUGAACUAAAAACUGUUGAAAAACAAGGCCAAAAAACACGCAUAAACCUAUGCCUAUACCUAUAUAAUAUACUAUAUAUACAUAUUUGAGUGUACAAUUGUUGUGCUAGUUACAGAAUACAGAAUACAAACAGAAACUACAAAGGGCCCUCCUACAAAUAUACACUAUGGAAAACCAGAAAAACCAAAUAAAACUACAAUGCUUUUAAUUGUAGGAGCAGCAGGAGGAGAACAAAAAGCGGCAACUAUUUUCGAUUAUAUUUAUUUAUCCGGAACCCAUCCAAAAAGGAGACAGUUAACCAAGUAUUUGUAAGCUCUAUUGCGUGUUUUUUUUUCUAUACAAGCCACUGGUCAGAACUACAAACGCAAACACUCUACCGCCGAAACUCGAUAAGAAUAGUAUAUGUAUCUUGAUGGGUAACUCAGAAGCAAAAACCAAAGAAUAUAGUUUUUUAAUGUACGUAUUUAUGAUGUAUACCAACGGGCCACACAAUUCAGGUUCCUAGACUCCCCUCCGUAAACAGGAUAUCAGUAUAGACCGACGAGACCGCAAACUCCUGGCAUUAACCCUAAGUGCAUAGAAUGUGUGUUUGCAUGGGUUAAUAUCAAAUCAAAACUAACAAACGUAACAAAACUAAAACAGAGUCCCUACUUAAGCAUAUUCUAUGUAAAUUCAACAAAAGCUGCAGAAAGAAACAUUAUCAAAUUCAAUCAAUAAAUGUCAAUGAAUAAUUAAAA